Messenger RNA from Papilio machaon (common yellow swallowtail), 1057 nucleotides. It is a transcript of the gene Naa60, whose product is annotated as N-alpha-acetyltransferase 60. The coding region runs from base 117 to 860 and encodes 247 amino acids. The record is from RefSeq and is a predicted model, not a curated record. Gene Ontology annotation, biological process: N-terminal peptidyl-methionine acetylation. NCBI's taxonomy places the organism in Eukaryota, Metazoa, Arthropoda, Insecta, Lepidoptera, Papilionidae. Gene Ontology annotation, molecular function: protein-N-terminal amino-acid acetyltransferase activity; histone acetyltransferase activity. The transcript has 5 exons. Gene Ontology annotation, cellular component: Golgi membrane.
UUUGUUAUCACUCAAUUUCAAGUGAUUAAAAUCUUUAAAUAUAUUUCUUGGAAAUGAUUUCAACAAGUUAUUAAUGAGGUGUGUUUAAAUUUUAGUAUUAAUGGCAAAUUUACCGAAUGGCUGGCUUCAGCUGGUACCUCUCUGAAGGCUUCCAAGUGAUCAUUGAGAAGUCAAAAGAAGAUAAAUGUUCAUUGAAUGAUGUCCAAUUACGUUUCCUUUGCCCUGAUGAUUUAGAAGAAGUAAGAGCAUUAUGCAGAGAUUGGUUUCCAAUAGAAUACCCACAGUCAUGGUAUGAAGAUAUAACAUCAUCGGAGAGAUUCUUUGCACUUGCUGCGGUAUACAAGACCCAAAUUAUAGGACUCAUUGUAGCUGAAAUCAAACCAUAUUUAAAAUUAAAUGCAGAGGACAGAGGAAUAUUGUCAAGAUGGUUUGCAUCAAAAGACACACUUGUUGCUUAUAUUUUGUCAUUAGGUGUAGUACGAUCACACAGACGGUCCGGUGUAGCAACAAUGCUUUUGGAUGUCUUGAUCAAACACUUAGCAGGACCUGUUGUUCAACUUCCUCAUGAGCAUAGAGUAAAGGCUAUAUUCCUGCAUGUACUCACCACAAACAAUGAGGCUAUACAUUUUUACGAAAAGAGAAGAUUUCGAUUACAUUCUUUUCUUCCUUACUACUAUUCAAUAAAGGGGCGUUGUAAGGAUGGGUUUACCUAUGUAUAUUACGUAAAUGGAGGUCACGCUCCAUGGGGGAUUUACGACUAUGUGAAAUAUGUGGCUCGAGCAGCGUGGAGUGGCGGUGGACUUUACCCCUGGAUUUGGGGUAAACUCCGAACUGCCCUCACCAUAGCAUGGCACAGAUAGUCAAUAUAAUACUCCGUUAAUUAUAUACUCUAAUACACUAACAUGCUAACGUUAGUCUAAGUCUACUAGUAAGAAUAUUUGGAAAGAGUUUGGUCAUUCCCUAGCACCAUAAUUAUAUUGUUUGAUAAAUUUAUAUUGUCAAAUUUGAAAAGAAUUAUUAAGAUUAAUGUGGUAAAUCCUAAAACAUAUGAAAAAUG